AUGUCCCUUGGUUUGAGGUGGACGAGAUCCACGCUCGUCUAUGGCAAUGGACGUCCCUUCCUCGUGCCGUCGCCUCAGGUCGCCACGCUACCGAGUACCCUCGAAGAAACGUCGUGCGAGGCCCGGUGGAAGCUGGAGCGUCGUCGCGUGAAGAAUCGGAAACUCGAGCGUUUCGCGUUUGUAAUGUCUUCCAAUGUUAUCGAGUCUUGGCACUGGGCUGUGGAUCCGGACGCGAUUGAUGGAGGAAGUCACAGGUUGAAACUCAGCCAGACGCGAUGA
This is a messenger RNA of Coprinopsis cinerea okayama7#130, 279 nucleotides long. RefSeq lists its product as hypothetical. NCBI's taxonomy places the organism in Eukaryota, Fungi, Basidiomycota, Agaricomycetes, Agaricales, Psathyrellaceae. The transcript has 4 exons. The record is from RefSeq and is a predicted model, not a curated record. The coding region runs from base 1 to 279 and encodes 92 amino acids.